Molecule: messenger RNA, 596 nt
Organism: Diachasma alloeum
Lineage: Eukaryota; Metazoa; Arthropoda; Insecta; Hymenoptera; Braconidae
Exons: 3
Coding region: 103-501 (132 amino acids)
Source: RefSeq, a predicted model, not a curated record
GAUAACUUGUUUCUGAUUGGGUAGUCACGUUCCCAUCGUUCUGCAAUUUUUGGUUAUUAAUCACGUGAAAUAAUCACAGAGCAAUGAAAUAAAUAUCCUGAAAUGUCCUAUUCCCUUGUUCGAGCCAGUCUCGAUCUCGUUGAGUAUGAAACCGAUGUGAAUCCAGACAAGAAAAAGAAGAAGAACAAGCGACAGAAUGGCAUACUGGAUUUAAUACCAGCCCAUCAGAGACUUCGACAAAAGGGAAAAACAGCACGAUCUCACAAGAUUGAUCAGAACUCACGAAAAUCAUUGAAAAACCCGGAAAAAUCCGUCCAAGAUAAUGUUCAGAGGCUUCUUUCAUUGAGCAGUCGUAAACUUGAUGGAGAAACUGCUGAAAAGUUAUUCAAUCGAGCCGUAAAACAACCCCUCAAACCCAAAGAGAAACCCCAGGAGAAGCAGACUACAGCCUUCACAGAAGAAGACUUCGCAAAAUUUGCAGCUGAAUACACCGGCGAAUAGUAAAAUGCUCAACAGUGAUCGUGAAAAGGGGAAGAUCAUUCUGAUAGGAACAUCAAUAGUAUUUAUUUACUACACAGUCUGGGUGUUGGGUCUGC